Messenger RNA from Rhea pennata, 618 nucleotides. RefSeq names its product aldo-keto reductase family 1 member B1-like. Gene Ontology annotation, molecular function: aldose reductase (NADPH) activity. NCBI's taxonomy places the organism in Eukaryota, Metazoa, Chordata, Aves, Rheiformes, Rheidae. Gene Ontology annotation, cellular component: cytosol. The record is from RefSeq and is a predicted model, not a curated record.
AUGGCGCUGCCCACCUUGGGGCUGGGCACCUGGCAGUCUCUGCGAGGAGAAAUGCAAGAUGCCAUGAAGUUUGCAGUCGACAUGGGACACUGCCCAUGAUAUGUGUAUCAGAACGAGAAUGAGAUAGGGGAGGCGCUAAGGGAAGGGGUUGUAACGCGAGAAGACCUCUUCAUUGUCAGUAAGCUGUGGUGCAUAUUUCAUGAGAAAACUCUCACGAAGGAGGCAUGCCAGGAGACAUUUGUGGCCCUUCAGCUGGAUUAUUUGGAUCUCUACCUGAUGCACCCUGGGAUUCGAGCAAGAGAGGAGCUCUUUCCCGCAGAUGAAAAUGGUAUGAUCAUUCCCAGUGACGUGGAUUUUCUAGACACACGGGAGAUAAUUUCCUGGGCAGCUAUGGGAGAGCUGGUGAAUGCAGGACUAGUAAAGGCCAUUGGAAUCUCCAACUCCACACAGAUAGAUCAGCUCUUGAGCAAACCAGACUUAAAAUACAGAUCUGCAAAUAAUCAGAUUAAGAGCCAUCUGUGUCUUCCCCAGGAAGAGCUGAUUAACUGGCACUCCAAAGGGAUCUCUGUAACUGUGCAUUAUCCCCUUGGAGCUCCCAGUUGGCCCUUGGAUGUCUAA